Rhodamnia argentea is the source of this 2009-nucleotide messenger RNA. RefSeq names its product translation initiation factor IF3-1, mitochondrial. Gene Ontology annotation, biological process: translational initiation; ribosome disassembly. Lineage: Eukaryota; Viridiplantae; Streptophyta; Magnoliopsida; Myrtales; Myrtaceae. The record is from RefSeq and is a predicted model, not a curated record. Bases 191 to 1516 code for a protein of 441 amino acids. The transcript has 8 exons. Gene Ontology annotation, molecular function: translation initiation factor activity; ribosome binding.
UCAAGAUUGUGCUUCCAAUGGCGAGGGGCACUAACCAAUUCCCAGCACCGGUAGGCACUGGUUAAGGCAAAAUUGGGGAAAUCAAUCAGCUCUGAUUAGGGUUUCUGUCUUCAAUUCCCGUCUCUGGUUCACUCCACGGAUCCGUCUAUCGAGGUCGAGAAUGCGUUAUUUCUCUCUGUAGAUAGACGAUAUGGUGUGCUGGUAUCGACUCAACCAGUCGAAGCUCCGUCACGCGUCCAACUACAUCAAGUCAUAUUACGCUCAAUCCUUUUAUGCUUCGACGCACGAUUGCGCCACUUCAUGUGCGUCCAUGGGGGCGAAACCGGCACCUUUCGCCGAUAUCCGGCGGCGACCCACUGAUUUCUGCAGCAACGUGAGGUUCUUUGCUGCACCGGUUCAGGCUAGGCCGAAAGAGGAAGCUAAGGACUCCAGUGGGCCGUGCCUGAAUGAGAAAAUUAAAGCGAAAAUAGUCCGGGUCGUGACAGAUGAAGGGCAUUUUGUAGUCUCAAUCCGUGAAGCACUUGAACGAGCGAGAAAACUCAAUCUUGAUUUAGUUGAGGUUCAGAAAAAUGCUAAUCCACCUGUGUGUAAGAUUAUGGACUUCCAUAAGGAGAAGUAUAAACAGCAGCUGAAGGACAAGGACCGUGCUAAAAGUCAGUCAGGGGUGACUCUACGAAAAGGAGAUUGCAAAGAAGUUCGUUUUAAAGGAAAGACAGAACAGAAGGACCUACAGACGAAAGCAGACACGGUCAAAAGGUUGAUGGAACGUGGCUACCGUGUGAGGUGUAGGGCAAUGGGUACUGAAGAUCAAGACUUGGGAGGAUUAUUAACUCGACUUUCUGCAUUGAUUGAAGAUGUAGCGGUAGUAGAAAGUGGACCAAGGGUGGAAAAGGAACAGGCUUAUGUCAUUGUCAGGCAUGCAAAGUUUGGUCCGCCUAAGAAAGGUAAGAAGCUGUCUGGAGAUAUAAAACAAGAUAUGGCAGGUCAACCCGGUGGAGACUUUGAAGAUGAGGACCUUGGCGAAAAAGGCUUGGGAUCUGAGAAGGAGGGAGACUUUGAAGAUGAGGACCUUGGUGAAAAAGGCUUGGAAUCUGAGAAAGAGAUAUUUUCUGACAAUGGAAACGCUGCAGGCAGCUAUGCUGGCUGGUCAACUGGUGGGGCGAACUAUAGGACUGGAAGAGCUCCCUCUUCAUCAAACCCUAAUUAUCCAGUGAACAUAGGAGAGCCUUCCACAGAAACUGAGAACAGGUAUGCGAGGGGAGGAGCAAAUAAUAGGUUUGCACAAUCUAGGAGCCAAGGGGUGCGAGACUCUCACAGGUUACAGCCUGAGGUUCCAAGAAGACAAGAGGUUCCAUAUCAAAGGAGGCAAACUCCUUCAGAUACACAUACCUCACAUUUAACAGGAGAGUCUAAGAAAGCCGAGACUCCUCCUCGCCCCUCACGCUCGAGUUUUGGGUUAUUUAGUUCCCCUAGAAAUAGUGUUCCCAGCAAUCAUGGUGAGGCACCAAAAGCUUGAGAGAAGUAACAACGGAUGAGCUUAUAAAUUACAGGGCGAUCUUCUUGCUCGAGAGACAUAGCUAGGGCUAGUAAGGACUUCUGUGAGGCGAUAGCUGCUUGUCAGUUAAUUAAGUUAUUAACCUAUAAAAUGCUCUGAGCGCUCGCAUGUUGAGACUCCUUCCAAACUGCUGAGAAGACAUUAUGGUGUUAAGAUUUAGACAAUAUUAUUUGAUUGUUAGGCUGAUUAUUCUUUUCAUUCCGUGUUGUAUACCUUCAUACUGCAUGGGAAUUCUGGGGAGGACCAUUGUUGGUUCAUUUUUGAGAUUAUCCUCUCGAGUUUUCCAUGUAUUUGGUGGUGUGUAAGUGAAUAAGGCUCACUCCCACUUCUUUUCUUUUCCUCUGAGGACGGCUCGGGUUUGAUGUUUUGUUUCUAUCUGUUGUUGUAUUGGUGUUGGAUUGACCGGAAAGAAUGAUUCGAUCGAAAUGAUAAUCUUGUCGAUGUUGGCUUUGGU